Labeo rohita (rohu) is the source of this 2324-nucleotide messenger RNA. It is a transcript of the gene eno4, whose product is annotated as enolase 4. Gene Ontology annotation, biological process: glycolytic process. The transcript has 13 exons. Gene Ontology annotation, molecular function: phosphopyruvate hydratase activity; magnesium ion binding. Gene Ontology annotation, cellular component: phosphopyruvate hydratase complex. NCBI's taxonomy places the organism in Eukaryota, Metazoa, Chordata, Actinopteri, Cypriniformes, Cyprinidae. The record is from RefSeq and is a predicted model, not a curated record. Bases 680 to 2107 code for a protein of 475 amino acids.
UUAUAUGAGGUCACAAUGUAUUAUGACGGCACGACAAAAACGCAAUUACUGGCCUUACGGGAUAACAAAGCAACAAGUGGCUGAACGCGAGAUGGAUGGUCUGUGCUUGGCACGAACAAAUAUUCAUAAAACAUUCAUUUUACUUGCUAGAACUUUAUGAAAACCAAAUUUACCAACUUUUCUCGAGGCUCCAAGAAGUUCUGCAAGGAGGAACAAAACAGACAACAAAUCUGUCUGGGAGUGUCUGACCCACUGGCAGUCACAUGUCUUGACAAUGUGGAUGUUUCCAGCUUUAACACUCUUGAAAAUCCUGGACUCCUUCACAAGGCCCAGCGGUCGCCCCAAAACAGGCACAUGUCUGUUUAAUCUGGGUGUUGUGGGCACAGCUUAGCAGGGUAUUACGAUUCUUUUUCUUUGGUGACUAACGUUCUCUUCUGCUUAUUAUAUGAUUUUCUUAUUCAGUACAGAGCUGGAGAUAUGGGACUGGUUUGUCUCUAUCACUUUCAGGUUGUCCUAAAGGAAGUGUCUAUGGCAGGAUCUUCUCCAAAAUGCGAACUAUUUUUCCAGGCUCUCCUAUACUCCAGUGAUUAGUAAAAUCACUGGAAAAGAGGUGUUUGACGCAAGAGGAUUGACAGCAGUUCAAACCGAAGUGUACUGCAUCAUCAGAAAUGAGGAAAAGAUGGUGUGCAGUGCAGUGAUGAGUGGCCCUAGUGAUGGUCUGGCUGAUGGUGUGGAGGAGUCAGGGGAGGCAUUUUCUAACAGCAACCAGCAACAUCUAUCCAUCACAACAGCUCUGAAGUGGAUCAGAGAGCAUCUCAGUCCAAUGCUGCACGGCUUCAACCCCACUGACCAAACCAAUGCAGACAAACUACUUAGUGAUUUCUUCAUGGAACGUUACUUGGAGCACAAGGACAGUCUUAACAUAAAGGAGGAGGAUGAACUGAGGAAUGAAUCAGUGUCUGAGGCUCUGCCCCAGGCCACUCCCACACCUGCUCCUGCCAAAGACAAGAAAGGAGGUGAUAAAGGUAAAAAAGGAAAUAGUACAGAGAAGCCCCUCCCCCCCGCGGAGACCCCAGUGCCGAGGCUGCCGGGGGCUACGGCAGUGGGUGUGGUUUCUUUAGCUGUGGCAAAAACUGCUGCCAGACUUCGUGGAGAACCCUUUUACCGGCAUAUCACAUCAGUCAGAGCCACGCAGGUUCAGAGUGAGAUGCACCUGCCUUUGCCCAUGAUUACAAUUCUGAGCUGUGGAAAGAACUCUGUGGGUAAACUCAACCUGCUGGAGGAGGUCAUCCUCAUGCCCAGCUCAGCACAAAGAGUCAGAGAAGUCAUUGGCAUGGGCCUUGAGCUGCAGUGUGAAAUGAGGAGAGUUUUGAAUGGAUCUGCAUAUAAAGCUGGGCCGAUAGGUGUAUCAGACGAGGGCGCGUUACAGGUGGGGUUUGAACGUCCUGAACAGGCUCUUGAUCUGGUCACAGACGCUUGUGCUAACCUGGAAUUGCCUCUGGGUUCAGACCUGUGCUUGGCUAUAAACUGUGCAGCACAUGGCCUGAUGGACUAUUCACGUGGGAAGUAUGAGGUGAUGUCCGGCUUUCACAAAUCCCCAGAUGAGUUGGUGGACAUGUACGAGGGUCUGAUUAAUAAAUAUCCUGCUAUCACAUCCCUCAUCGAUCCUUUCAGGAAAGAGGAUGUAGAUCAAUGGGAAAGGCUGGCUUCAGUGAUUGGUCAGUCAUGCUGCCUGAUUGCAGAUACUGCAUCCAAUCUCUGUCCUCGCUGGAGUGAAGCAAAACUCCUCCCACCCGGGGUCUCAAGGGUGAUUAUUAGGCACCAGAGUGAUAUGACCAUCUCUGACCUUAUACAAAGCAUAGCAGAGCAGAAAGAAACGAUGCUGGAUGCAGCCAGUGGCGAUACAUCAAUUGUUGACCUGGCCGUAGGGUCAGGCGUGUCCUUUCUCAAACUGGGCGGGUUGAGAGGAGGAGAGCGAAUGGACAAAUACAAUCGCCUGAUGGCGAUAGAAGAGGAACUGGAGCAGGAGGAGAUCCUGGGUGCUAAAGGAAAAAAACAGCAUCUGUCGGAUGUUUUUGAAACUCCGGAAGCGGCUGUGACUCUGUGACCAUCUCUGCUUGAUGUGACUUCAUCUCCUGUCUGUCUGUCUGACAUUAUCACAGUAGGGUUUGUCUCACCUGACUGCAUAACAUCAAAAUGCGUAUUAAUUAAUUCACAUCAAAAUAUCAUUUUAGUGCAAGAUUGUAAACAUGUAAACUGACUCAUCACAUGCACUAUAUUCCUGUGUGACAUGCUAUAGUGCUUAUAGAUGGUUUAUACAUUAA